Messenger RNA from Molossus molossus (Pallas's mastiff bat), 1573 nucleotides. RefSeq names its product protein phosphatase 2 regulatory subunit Bgamma (gene PPP2R2C). The record is from RefSeq and is a predicted model, not a curated record. The transcript has 9 exons. Gene Ontology annotation, biological process: peptidyl-serine dephosphorylation. The coding region runs from base 225 to 1568 and encodes 447 amino acids. NCBI's taxonomy places the organism in Eukaryota, Metazoa, Chordata, Mammalia, Chiroptera, Molossidae. Gene Ontology annotation, cellular component: cytosol; protein phosphatase type 2A complex. Gene Ontology annotation, molecular function: protein binding; protein phosphatase regulator activity.
GCGGCCGCCGCCCGCCCGCCGCGCGUUCGCCUGACCGCGGCACCCGCCCGGCCGCCCCCGCCCGUCCCCGGCCGCCCCCGGCCGCGAUGCCCGCCCCCCGGGGCCCCGGCGGCCCGCGCCCCUGCUAGGCUGCGGCGGCAUGGCUCGCGCGCCCGGCCCGACCUCUGCGGAUUGCAUCGGUGUGCGGCGGCAGGGCAUGCCCAGGGCACCGGGCACGGCCUUCAAUGGGCGAGGACACGGACACGCGGAAAAUUAACCACAGCUUCCUGCGGGACCACAGCUAUGUGACUGAAGCCGAUAUCAUCUCUACUGUUGAGUUCAACCACACGGGAGAGCUGCUGGCCACAGGUGACAAGGGUGGCCGGGUCGUCAUCUUCCAGCGGGAGCCAGAGAGUAAAAAUGCACCUCACAGCCAGGGCGAGUAUGACGUCUACAGCACUUUCCAGAGCCAUGAGCCAGAGUUCGACUAUCUCAAGAGCCUGGAGAUAGAGGAGAAAAUCAACAAGAUCAAAUGGCUGCCACAGCAGAAUGCCGCCCACUCCCUGCUCUCCACCAACGACAAAACCAUCAAACUGUGGAAGAUUACCGAACGAGAUAAGAGGCCCGAGGGCUACAACCUGAAAGAUGAGGAAGGGAAACUGAAGGACCUGUCCACCGUGACGUCACUGCAGGUGCCCGUGCUGAAGCCCAUGGACCUGAUGGUGGAGGUGAGCCCGCGGAGGGUCUUCGCCAAUGGCCACACCUACCACAUCAACUCCAUCUCCGUCAACAGCGACUGCGAGACAUACAUGUCAGCAGACGACCUGCGCAUCAACCUCUGGCACCUGGCCAUCACCGACCGCAGCUUCAACAUCGUGGACAUCAAGCCGGCCAACAUGGAGGACCUCACGGAGGUGAUCACGGCGUCCGAAUUCCACCCGCACCACUGCAACCUGUUCGUCUACAGCAGCAGCAAGGGCUCCCUGCGCCUGUGCGACAUGCGGGCGGCCGCCCUGUGUGACAAGCACUCCAAACUCUUUGAGGAGCCCGAGGACCCCAGCAACCGCUCCUUCUUCUCCGAAAUCAUCUCCUCUGUGUCCGAUGUGAAGUUCAGCCACAGCGGCCGGUACAUGCUCACCCGGGAUUAUCUCACCGUCAAGGUCUGGGACCUGAACAUGGAGGCGAGGCCCAUCGAGACCUACCAGGUGCACGAUUACCUCCGGAGCAAGCUCUGCUCCCUGUACGAGAACGACUGCAUCUUCGACAAGUUCGAGUGCGCCUGGAACGGGAGCGACAGCGUCAUCAUGACCGGGGCCUACAACAACUUCUUCCGCAUGUUCGACCGGAACACCAAGCGGGACGUGACCCUGGAGGCCUCGCGGGAGAGCAGCAAGCCCCGGGCCGUGCUCAAGCCGCGGCGCGUGUGCGUGGGCGGCAAGCGCCGGCGAGACGACAUCAGCGUGGACAGCUUGGACUUCACCAAGAAGAUCCUGCACACGGCCUGGCACCCGGCCGAGAACAUCAUCGCCAUCGCGGCCACCAACAACCUGUACAUCUUCCAGGACAAGGUGAACUCCGAGAUGCGCUAGGUGUG